CCCUCUUUCACUCUCCUUCUCUUCCUCAUACUCACUCGAAGCUCGCUCACUCCCUCAUACCACUGCUCCCUUUAAAGCAGGGAAUAACGACGGGGCGGAGGCAGUAUUGGAUUGAUUUGGCCGCGGUGCGCAACGUCAAUGGUCCACACCUGGAUGUGAGUUUGACGGAAAGGUUAAGGAGAGGUUGCUAUGCCAACAGAGCCUGGCCCUGAGUCAGAGGUGAAGAACGCAGCAGAAGUGUCCUCCCAGCAGAAGGGGGCAGCAGCAGGCAUGCAGGACUCUGCUUCAGACGGCAAGAUGGCUAAACAGGACCAGGACUCCAAACUAAUCGACGACCACAGGGAAACAGACGACGUGUCAGAGAAGACCACCCCAUGCAAGACCCCCAAGUCCCCUCAGAAGACUUCCAAACGGCCAAAGACUGUUCCCUUCAAGGUCACCCUACUGGACACCUCUGACUAUGAGGCGGGGAUUGAGAAGCACUGCAAAGGACAGGCCCUGCUGGACAAGGUGUGUGAGCACCUCAACCUCCUGGAGAAGGACUACUUUGGUCUGACAUUCAGCGAGGCGGACAGCCAAAAGAAUUGGUUGGACCCCUCCAAGGAGAUCAAGAAGCAGAUGCGCACUGCUCCUUGGCACUUUGCCUUCUCUGUCAAGUUCUACCCUCCAGACCCCUCCCAGCUCACAGAGGACAUCACCAGGUACUACCUGUGUCUGCAGCUGACAGAUGACAUGUUGUCAGGUCGUCUGCCCUGUUCCUUCGUGACCCACGCCCUGCUGGGUUCCUACGCCGUACAGGCCGAGCUGGGAGACUAUGACACCGACGACCAUGGCCCCGACUACGUCAGCGACUUCCGCUUCGCACCCAAUCAGACGCGAGAGCUGGAGGAGAGGGUCAUGGAGCUCCAUCGUAACUACAGGGGUAUGACUCCAGCUGACGCAGAAAUCAACUUCCUGGAAAAUGCUAAGAAGCUAUCCAUGUAUGGGGUGGACCUUCAUCAUGCCAAGGUAUGCUGUUACAUAAGACAUUUUGUGAGUCUAAGUUUCUAUGUGACUGUGCAGGAUUAUUUAUUUGGUCUUUGGCUGCUCCAGGAUUCAGAAGGGAUUGACAUCAUGCUGGGCGUGUGUGCCAACGGGCUCCUGAUCUACCGCGACCGCCUGAGGAUCAACCGCUUCGCCUGGCCAAAGAUCCUUAAGAUCUCCUACAAGAGGAGCAACUUCUACAUCAAGAUCCGGCCUGGAGAGUACGAGCAGUUUGAGAGCACUAUUGGCUUCAAGCUUCCCAACCACCGGGCGGCUAAGAGACUAUGGAAGGUCUGCAUCGAGCACCACACCUUCUUCAGGUUAGUGUCUCCAGAGCCUCCUCCUAAGGGCUUCCUGGUGAUGGGCUCGAAGUUCCGCUACAGUGGGCGAACACAGGCCCAGACCCGGCAGGCCAGUGCCCUUAUAGACAGGCCCGCGCCACACUUUGAACGAUCCACCAGCAAGAGGUACCUGCUGUCCCGCAGUCUGGAUGGAGCAGAGUUCUCCCGGCCAGUGUCGGCCAUGUGUGAGAACCAGGAUGGUCUGUCCCGGCACUGCGUCAGUGAACACCCCCACCUCCACAGCCCCUCUGGGGACGAACAGGAGACUGAACUGGAACCACCCAGUCUGGAGCAGGACCAAGAGGACCAUGAGGAGGAUCAGGAUGAGGAACGGGAUCCUGAGGAAGACCAGGACCAAGAGGAGGCGGGUGUCACCACCCCCAGCAAGAAGAAGGAGAUCAAGGAGGAUGCUGGGUCCCCACUUGACAAUAUACAGGAGUUGGACCAGGAGACAACCCCUCGACACAAGGAGUUUUUGGAUAAGUCGGAGGAUGUCUUAUUGAAGCACCAGGCCAGUAUCAAUGAGCUGAAGAAAGCUCUGAGGGGGCCCAACAGCAAGCUGACGAACCGUGAGAAGCGUCUGUCAAGAACGUCCCCAGGCGGCACACCCGAGAGGAAGGCUGUGGGGGGCAAGGACCCAGUAAACAGCUUCUCUGUAGAGGGCUUCUUCCAGAAGACUUUGGUGACUUCCCCAGAGGGCUCUGAGGAGUGGGUAUUGAUUGAGAAACAAGACACUUAUCAACAGAACCGUGACUGGAAGGCCGAGGAACAGAACAAAGCUUCCACCUCGCCUCCCCCAUUAGUCCCGGAUUCCUCUUGGGAAAGGAAGAAAGAACUGGAAAAAGAGACAGAAGUAGCCAAGAUGAUUCAUGUCGAGGCUACAGGGGAGGAUGGGCCAGAAAUGAUAACAGAUAUUGAUAACUUUCCUUUGCCCAAAACCACAAGGGAAGCCCAUGAUGAAUGUUCUGAACCGCGGCUGACUAGCAACAGCCGGUUCAUGGUGGAAUUAGCUGAAACCACUGAAUCUUCUGAUGAUGAUACACAGUGGAAAGUACCUCCAGCAGAUGACUCUGGUGCAAAGAAUGACAUAGUCUCAGACCCAGACCCAGUAUCAACCCCAGUCCCAUUCCGAGACUCUAAGAAGGAUCAUCAACCCCACAGACACAGACAAAAGAAGAGACCUAAUAGUUUAAACCUGGGAAUGUCAACAGAAUUCGUCUAUGAGAAAGAGGGCGCCGGCUCGAACGGCGAAGAAGACAAUGAGGGAUCAGACUGGGAGGACAGUCCUACAGAGAAGACAAAGGUGGGACUAAUAGACCGCCCUGAAGACAGAACAACGAGAGAGGAGCCAGACGACCAGUGUUGGGGGACGAGUGUGCUGAUGAAAGAUGAGGAGAGAUCACCAGAGGCAAAAUGGACGGAGAAAGUGGUGUCUGCCGCUGUGUGUGAAGAUAACAAGAUGGACCACAUUACGUCAAUAGGAGAAGACAAGGAGACUCUGGGAAGUGCUGUGGAUGAUCCGGCAGGGUGUGAUGAAAACGACCAGGCUAUGAGCUUCAUCACCGAUGAAGUCCAGCCAGCAGAUGAAGUGCUGGGCUCUGUCAACGGUCCUGAUAAGAAAGAAUGGGAUAGUUUAGCAGAACAGGUUAAAGAGUUUGAUCGUAGAGAGAAGAGCAUGACUGACAAUAAAGAACACAUAGCAGAGGUCAAACUGAGGGUGGUCAAGACCCAUGAGCGAAAAGCCAGUAACUCUGGGGGGGAGGACAUGGAAGGUCUCAUGUCAGAGGUCAGGGGUCAGAGAAGGUCUUUUCAAAGACUAUCAGGCAGCAGUCAGUCAGAAAUAACUAGGAUCGUUCCUCUCAAACCCGAAAGGUCAAAGAGCUUAGCAUGCAAAGAUGAGCAGGACAAAGGGAGUCAGGAGACUGAGUCUGAGCUGAUUGGAGUUUUUAGAAGAGAGUACAGAUGGUCAGGGGGUUUGUCAGAGGGACCCUCAGACAUCAACCGGAACGACGCACCCACCUUUCAUCCAACAUUCACCCUGCCUACAUCAUUCAUAACAACCAACACUAGUCCAGCAAGACGGACUCACUCCCCAACCACGUCACACAGAGAAGCCACACAGAUACAGGGCAGCUUCUGGGGUCUGGAAGGCUUGACGAGAGUCGAGGCUAAAACUGAAGAGCUGGUCCAGGAACAGAGCAGCACUGCCUGUGACGAUCCCUUUCAGGUGGCUAGAGAAGCCAUAGAGAGUAAUCAGCUUCUCAGCUUUAAGGCCUCAGUUCCAGCUCCAGCUUCAGCGAUUCCCAGAACAGCACCUCCUGCCCCUCCAGUGAAAACACGGAAAGCCAGAGAGUCUGGACUCAUACUCCGGAACAUCAACCGCAAUGCUAGCAGGGAGCCUGGCCUGGAUGCUGCCAAGAAGAGACACUCGGAGCCUCUCUCCACUCUUGCCAUUUAUGAAGAUACAGUAGAUGAUGCCAAGAGGGAAAACUGGGAGAGGAGGCCUCGGCCGGGCUCCACCUCGGAGGAAGACCACGAGCGUGACACGGUGGUCUUCAUGAAAGAGACCCAGUUGGGCAUUGAGAGGAAGUGCUCCAGCAUAACGGUCAGCUCCACGUCUAGCCUGGAGGCUGAGGUGGACUUCACCGUCAUCAUGGACCUCCACACGGGCGUGGAGGAUUUCUCCAAGGGCCUGUCUGAGCUGGGGGAGAAGGAGCGGUUGCCUGAACGGUUGCCCGAGGUGGGCCGGGACGACUUUGAGGAGACCUCCAGGUUCUAUUCGGCCCGUCUCAUGGGCUCCCAUGACAUGUCCGCUGUAGAGGAGAUGCCCCCUGUGCACCGUGAGGAACGUGUGCGCCAUGAGCCCCCAGUAGCCAGGAAAGACCCCAGUGCUGUUAGCGCUGCCCAGAUGCUGAGGAAGGCCGACACUAAGAUGGAGACACACACCAAUGGGUCAGAGGUCACCAGCACCAACAUCAUGGACAUGUCCGAGCAGCAAAUGGAGGCUGACAUCAACUGUAACGAGACAAAGGUCUCCAGCAGCACUGACGUGGCUAAGCCACCAGAGGGCGACCUGAACCAGAACCAGGAAGUUGGCAGUAGGAAGGAAGUUCCUCUCCCCAGUAUAGAAAAUGGCUCCCAUGUGAAGGCGGGCACCCUGGGGAGAGAGGCCGUAGUGUCCCCGCUGACAGUCACCGCCGACAAUGUCACCUCAGCAACCACAACUCAAGUUACCAAGACAGUGAAAGGUGGCUACUCCGAGACCAGGAUUGAGAAAAGGAUCAUCAUCACAGGAGACGAUGAUGUGGACCAACAUCAGGCCCUCGCCAUGGCGAUACAGGAGGCUAAGCAGCAACACCCUGACAUGCUGGUGACAAAAGCAGUGGUUGUCAGGGAAACAGAGUCUCCCGCUAAGGAGCAACAUAGGAAAUCGGAGUCCUGAUAUCUCAUGGUGGUUCCUGGGAGUGGGGUCAGGAGCCCAUCAACUCCCUGACUCUCCCCACUCCACCGUUGCAAGAGGACUACAGUAACCUACCCACAGUGUAUACUACAAUACAAUAGACAGCUCUCCUUGAAAUAAUCUCUGUCUCCUCUACAACAAUAUACGCCUCCUCUCCUGUCCCUUUAGCCAGAACCGACUGUGAUGCCGCCUCUGACUCACCCUCACCCACCAACCACUCUUCCUCUGGAAAAUGCCAUAGAAAAUGCAUAGUGUUCGUACAGUAGACCCCCAUGAGGUCUAACUCAUGGUUUGUGAAGAAUAGGGCUACAGAUGUAGGAUCUUAAUUGUGUGUGUGUGUGUGCGCGUGCGUAAUGAAGAUCCUACACCUGUAUUUGGUCGUGAAUAGGGCUGUUUAGCUCGGGGAUCGUGAGAGAUCAGUAUAAUGGUUCUGGUAUUCUACAUCCCCAGACAGACUCUGUAUGUACAGUACAAACAUAAUGGCAUGUUAAUGGUUCAUCACCCCCGAUCAGCAUAGUUCAAUGAAAUUAUUAGCGACGACGAUGUAAUCCACAAAAAAAUCUGAUUGACCUUUCCCCAGAACACAUUGACUUACCUGUAAGUACUGGUCAUUUAUUCUUAAGGAACUCAAUAGCCCACCCCCACAAAUUGCUGUAAUAUAUGGUCACCGUGGAGAUGCCUGCUCUGUGCUGACAUCAUGCAUGAAGCAUGGGGACUGGGUGAGUGGAGUGUGAGGAAGGGGUUUGGGGGGAGGGGUGCUCUGCAGGGGCCAGUAGUGAGGGUCAGCCUUUAAUGCUUGUUGUCACCAGCGUGACACAUAUAGUCAACAGCUGUCUUACUAGCUUUUUAAACAUUUUUAACAAUAGAACAAUCUAAUUUAAAGUCCAGUGUUUGCUUAUUUUCUGAAUAUAAAUAAAAAUGUGUCGAUUUAGCGUCUCAUACUCACAUGCAUGAUUCUAAGUAGUCGAGGGAAUGAACGAUACGAUACAGAGCUGUCGUUGAACUGACGUCCACAGGAAGUGCUCAAGAAGGAUUCUGUGGAAUAUACUUCUGCAACGUGUAGACACUGCAUGUCCAGCAAAGGUGAUUGGCCUAUACUGAUAGGAGAGUCAACUGAAGAAAUACGUGGACAGACACUUCUACAACAUCAAGAGACUAUGAGUUGGGACUCCGCUUGGCAUUCAGGGUGCAUUACUACUACUACAGGCUCUGACGCUCGUUCUCUGGAUUAAUACAAACAGAAUCCUUCCACACCCCCUUCUGUGCUCCUCUCCUCAUCCUGUUCUCCUUCAGUCAUCAUACUGUUAUACUUUCAGUCGCAAAUGCUGGUCACGUAGUGCAAAAGUCAAAUCAUACCCAUUUCCCCAUGUAGUGCACUACUUUGGUCAAAACUAGUACACUCUACAGGGAAAAAGGCAUCAUUUGAGACAAAGCUAUAGUCUGGUCAAAUGAGCAGUUUUUAAUAUAAUGUUUUACAGUAUCUAAUUAUUUUAUGAAGUGUGAGGAUAUGUUUGAUUUGAUUUUUUUUUACUUUCGUUUUUAAGUUAUGGUGUAUGAGUUCAACAUUUGUAUUUAUAAGAGUGGUGGUGAAUGUGAGCCGGCGGGUUUCUUGCCUUCCCUAAAAAUGAUUAUUACGUGUGUGAUUCCUUUUUCUGUACCUUCACAGACAAAGCCUGGAUUCAUAGUGUGACACGUUUAAGGCCAAACUCCAUCAUCUUCGACAGAUAGACAGGCGGGGAACCUGUUUCAGAACACCUAGCAAGGCCUCCAUAGCCCUGCCUGGCCAAAUCUGUAUACGUGGCCAAAUCUGUAUACUCUCUGGAUAAUAACUCUAAAGCUAUAUUCAACAGCUGCAUAUACAUUCGUCAGUCAGUCAGUCUGUCUGAGAAAUCAACAAAAACUAUGCUGGAACAAACUGUUGAAUAAAUACUAUGCAUUGUUCCCUGUGUGGACUAACUUUGAAAAUAUUACUGAGGAGAACCAGAUUCAUUUUUGGUGUGCCGCUCUGCUCUCAUCUCCUACAGUAUAUGAUAUUGUUUAUUACAGCGGUCAAUCUUAACUGCUUGUGAGACUUGCAAUAACUGUCUCUUUGUAGCCACCUCGCUAUUGUAAUCCAUUAUCAAUCUAUUUAAAAGAGAACUGUGAACUCUUAUGCAUAUAAAAAGCACUACCAAAACGUUCCAAGAUGGAGUUGAAUCUAAAAGUUGAGUUCUGCCACCGUGUUCCCAUGGCUUUGUUACCGUGCUUGGCAUAAUUACUCCACUCUCACUUCACCCUGAAGUAACGGAGAAGAUCCUUUGAACUUUGUCUUAACUGCUGUAAAGUUCAGUCUCUGUGAAACAGAGUCCCUAACAGUUAUUUUGUAUAUUUUAUUUCAUUUUAUCUGGUCAAAUGACACUGGAUUCAUGUUAAGGCACUUGCUUGCAGCGAUAGGCAGCAACGAUAUUGUUAGAAAUGUGUGUUUUUUCUAUACUGGACACACACCUUUGAAAAUUAUUACUUGCUGUACAGUAUAGACAUUGAGGAAGAAGUUGCUCUGUAUAGCUGAUGUGCUGUUUUGAAGGGUGGGAGGCAUAUUGUAUGUAUGAACAUAAAUACUUCUAUGUGUGCAUUUCGUUACAAAUAUACUGGAAGAGUGGUAUGAGGUUGUGCACAUUUUGUAGUAGAGGAUUCACAAAUGUGCAAUGUUAAGACUACAGACUACGUGUAAGUACUAAUGCAGUGCACUUGUUAUACUGAUGAUGGGUGCCUUACUGUUGGAGUCACUGCCACUGGAAACCAUGGAAGUAAUUAUUUAGCCUACCAGUGUGAUCUACUGACAUUUCAGCCAUCCACUCUCCAUGUGGUUUUGAGGUCAUAACCUCAUAAGGUCCAAUAGAAGAACUGCGUAAAUCUAUAUAUUAGCUAUGAUACACUGUUUCAGUGGUAGGAAUAAUACGAAUUGGAACAAAAAUAUAUUGAAGAGCAGAAGGAUUACAAACAGUCACAGGCCCCAAUAGGACAGAACUAACUGGCUGAUUCCAUAGGCUCACAUAAGGCACUGUCCACCCCACUCUUCCUCUUCCACCCUUCAAUUCACCUCAACCUGUUUGUUCUACAUCCCCCCUAGUGCUUGGUGGUUUGUGUUUGCUGUAUUUGCGUUCAGUCUAAAUGGAAAACAUACAUACGUAAAUAAAUAAAUGUCUCAAUGCUA
Messenger RNA from Salmo salar (Atlantic salmon), 8017 nucleotides. RefSeq names its product band 4.1-like protein 1. Gene Ontology annotation, cellular component: cytoskeleton; plasma membrane. Gene Ontology annotation, molecular function: actin binding; structural molecule activity. The record is from RefSeq and is a predicted model, not a curated record. NCBI's taxonomy places the organism in Eukaryota, Metazoa, Chordata, Actinopteri, Salmoniformes, Salmonidae. Gene Ontology annotation, biological process: actomyosin structure organization; cortical actin cytoskeleton organization.